AUGGAGAGAGGUUCAGAGACAAUUGACGUCACAUCAGAUGAUAGGACACUCCAGUUUAAUGAUGAAGAUUUAAGAGGUGAGGCAAACGUCAGAAAACGUGAUUAUAAAAUACAAUGAUGUCCACUGGUAGAGCGCUCAUUCAGUUAAUUUUUACAUGAGAACACUCAAGAUAGAAGUAAAACAUCUAACAGCAAAUAUUAGACCAAUUUUAUUUUAAAAAGUAAAAGAAUCACCAUAAGAAUCAUAAGUUACUUAAUUACAGCAAUUGCAGAGGUUUACAAAAAUGAGGGUAAUGAUGAGUACAACAAGGGGAGUUUCAGCAGCGCCAUUGACUACUACACAGACGGAAUUAAAGUGCACUGUAAGGAUAAAGAACUGAACGCAAAACUGCAUAGCAACAGGGCGGCAGCACAUUUAUAUUUGGGUAAGUAUUAAGCGAUGUCGUUGCAAAAUUUGUCCAUAUUCUUGGGAUGCCUUUGUUGUACCCACUUAUAUGUAUGAAAUGUGAGCCUUGAAGGUCCUGGUGUUGAGUUUAAGGUCCAUCUGGUGUCCCUGUGGUUAUCGGGUGAAUUCGUUCCCAGGGGUGCUCCAUAGGGACAGGUAGGAGAAAACCCUGGGACGAGGUUGGUAAAUUUCCUAGGCAAAUAGAAUGAUGACAACAUACGUACGUAAUUCAGGUAUGUCAGCAUACGCAACUUUUCGAUUCGCCUUGCUCUCCGGAAAUCUAUCUACCAAGCGAAAUGAAAGUAGAGCCUGAUCCCAGCUUAGUGCCGGACGAGUUUUCAGUAAUAAAAUAGUUUUGAUUACAAAGUCUCUUAAUUCACAUAAGUCAGUUGUCUUGCUAGUUGGCCAUUCAUCUAGAUCUUUUUUUUUUUUUUUUAACUACUAAAUGAAAUAUAAGACAUCACGUCUUUACCACAUUCGACGCACGUAUAAGAAAUGUAAAAUGUAGAAUGUUCUAGAGGUGUUAAAAUCCUCGAAAAAUCGAAAAAUCCUCUUUUUUCGGAAAGAAAGAGUUGUCACGAAAACCUGAGAUCAUUAAAACUCGUGGUAUCGAUUUCUUAGGUUGAUGAGCCUUUUAGUUUCAGUUCGAAGCGCGGGCUAAAUGUACAUAAUCUUGUUUUGGAACGAUUAGAGAAAGAUAUUAUCUAGUACAUGCAUGCUCUGUUCGAACCGGGUGCAAAGAGCGGACAAGAAUGGAAUAUUUUUCCAGAUUACGAGGAAAGCGCGUGGCCCACCCAACAUACCCUGUGAAGCCCCUGAAAUCUGUGGAUGAUAUUCUUCAAGAUUACAACGCAUCCAAGACAGGAAAGUUGAAGGUAGAAACUUAGUACACUUGGCGAGCUCACUACAAGAGUGCAUGUGUGUCUUGCUUAAAGUACAAAGCUGUACAACGCGAUGGAAUAGCUAAGGAAAUCGACAAAACUAGUGAUCUCAAAAGAGGAAAACAUCGAACUUGUGAUAAGAUCUGGCAGCUCAAGCUGCGGUAACAAGUGUCAGUUCGUCGAAAAAAUCGAGUAGAUCUAGAAGCAGAUCACUCAAACCGCGAAAGUGCCGUAAAUAUUGGCGAUCAAUAAACUUGGACUGAGUGAGUUUGAGGAAACCAGCUUUUCUUAAAAUCACUUUUGCAUCCCAACGACCUUAACAGGGAUUGAAUAACCGAGUCCAAAUAAGGCUUCGUGCAGUCAUGACCGUUGAGCGUUGACACGUACGUACCUAAGCAGAGCAACAAAUUCACGAUUCCGUCAUGACUUCCUUUGUUGAUACUGGCAAUAAAAGGGCUUUCUAAUAUUCACUUACAAAUAUCUAUUUCUGGCGAACAGGGACACUUCUGUUACCCCUCCCCUUUUUGGUAGGACAUUGGAGAGUGACCGUCAAUUUACAGUUAUCAAUACGGCUAUGCCUAGGUUUCCUAUCCCCCCCCCCCCCGAACAAGGUGAAGUUCAUACACUUUAAAAGAUUUUUCAAAUGCUUUUGGCCUGUAACACCCAACAUUGUCCGGGGGGAGAGGGGGGACUAUUAAACAGAUCAUGUGCAAGAGAAAAUGAGCUAGCGUAUUCUCUCUUGUCAUGUGUAACCACGAUUGUAGUUCAUGCUGCUAGUCUGUCAAGCACGAUACUAGGCCCAUCGGCUGCUUCUAGCCUCUGUCUUUGUUUGUUACAAAUGUUUCCUAUGCAUUAAAUCUUUCGAAGGGAAUUACACUGAAGCACUGAAUGAUGCAAAAGUUGCCGUCUACUUACAACCAUCCUUUUUGAAAGCUUUUGGGCGAGGUAGGUCAACUGUAGAUCCAUUGCCAAUAUUUCUUUCCUUACUUGAUAAUUCCUCAAUGCGAAGAUCAUAUUCACUUAAACAUCUUUAUACGCAAUUCUCAAAUAUAUGUUGUUUCAUAUGUUCAAAGUCAUUUUCAUUUCCACGAUUGGGUAUAUCAAGAAAUUCAAAAUGGCCUUCUCUCCAGUUGGCUUGAUUAGUUCAAUAACAACAGUUUGCAUCCGGUCAUCGCAUUGGAUUCCAUUUCCAGUCAAGCCUGAAUUUUUUUCAGUUUUUUUGACCACUUAGAUUGUUCAUUCUACUGCGAUAGUCAUAUUCAAAUUCAUAUAUUUAGUCACACUUACCUACAUUGCAGCUCAGGUGUACAUUUUUCCUCUGCAGGAGCAAGUGCCUGCGUUCAUUUGAAUAAGUUUAACGAAGCCAUCACGUGGUGUGAUAAAGGAUUAGCAGUAUCCUUUACUAAAGCUAGCAUUGAAAUUUCCAAUUAGAGAUAAAGUUAUUCUCCCUACAAACAUUCUUUAUUAUUUUUCCCUAAACUUUAGAAGUGUCUCUUGUGUAGAACCAUAUGCAAGUCUAAAACUAAUAUUGAUCGUUUGCCUGUGAGUACAGAAGUUCUCUCUUUCUGGUGUGAGGCCGGCUCAAGCAAGAGAAUGCACAGUAUACUCCUUUUCAGAUCAACAUUUAUAAUUGAUCAUUAUUAGGUCUUUGCUUUUUGUGUCAGUAAGUGCUUAUGACAAUUUAUUUUAAAGUAUAGUAGCUUUGUAGUUUGCCAGCAUAUUUAAUGUGAAUUAUUGAAAAAAUUUAACUAAUACUGAGAUCGACCCGAAUAACGAGCGGUUGUUGGAAUUAAGAAACACAGCUGAGAGAGAUCAGAAGAAUAUGGAAGAUAAUCAAGAAGAAGAGGUAAGGAUUUAACUACGCAAGGUCUCGCUUCUUUAUGCGCUUCGUUGGAUUUUCCGAAGCAUUGCAUUUUGCAGCUUGCAUUUUCGCAAGAAAAUGAAGCUGCGCUGUGAUUGGCUGUAUCUUGGGAAAGGAAUGUACGUCAGUUUGAAGCAGCCGCGUCCGGGCGAGGAGCAAAGGAGACUACAUAGCUCGCACAAGGUCUACAAAGAAAGACACUUUUAUCGUAUGAUAACGGGAAAGGUGCUUCGCCAAUGGCCAAAAGAAAAAUUUAAAAUACACCUACAUUACUAAAAGAAAGGAGAAAAAUACGAGCAUAAAACACCUUAUAAGACAUGUCAAAUCUUAAACAAAGGCCAGAAAGAAAGGCCAAAAAACCUUGCUCGAGGCCACCAAAAAAACUUCUAAGAGAAACUGGUGUGGCGAAAAUUGGGGGUAAGGGGGCGUAAAUUCUGAAACUAAGUUAGCCAAUAAACUCAUUAGAGUCCAUCUCUUGCAGCUGCUUAGUGAAUAUUUGGCAGGAAAAAGUAAAAAUAAUAAACAAAAACAUGGUAAACAAAGAUGUUGGAGCAUUUUCUUGGGCCACCUUUUAGUGAAAUCAAGUCAUAUACCGCUACACUCAGUAAAAAGGCAUGAGCUCUUUCUUAAAUCCUCAGUAGUUUCGCCAGAAUUAUAAUUGAAAGGAGAUCUAAAGUAUAAUUUUUGCUUGUAGUUAAAUUAUUACUUUUAGAGGAAUGGGAAAUCCCUUGAUCAAUCAGGCCCGCCUUUCUAUGUAUAUAUUUAAGCAAUAGAAAACGUUUUCCGUGUUUGCAUAACCUGAUAUAAACACGACGAGAGGGGUUGGGAGAAUUCGAGACAGUUAUGCAAACCCGAGACGAAGUCGAGGGAUUGCAUAACUGUCGAGAAUUCUCCCAACGCCUCGAGUGUUUAUAUCAGGCUAUGCAAACACGGGAAAAAAGUUUUCUAUUGCUUUUACAAAAUAACUUUCCCGAGAAAAAAACGUAGAAUAUAUAUUAUAUGAUUAUUCCCAGAAGAAACAUUUAAAAAUUGAAAAUCAAGCAACCGUCAUUUAACAUAUGAUUCCAUAUGUUAUUUUUCAGAAAACUUGCACGAAAGGGACACACACAGCUGGCGACAGAAGCACCCGUAAUAAAAUUGACAACUUUGAGGACAGAUUGGGAAAUGGAAAAGCACAUGGCAACGCUGAAAGCGCUCACAGUGAUAGUCUGAGAGAUUUUGGUUCAGGCCCAGACUACCUUAAACGGCGAACAGAAAUUUUGAAAAAAGAAAUUUGUAACAGUUCGCCAGAAGAAAGAAAGAAGGCCAUCUUUCAGAAUAUCGGAGACUUUAAAAGAGCCCUAGACUUUAUUGAACUUGAAUAUAUGCUCAAAAUUACAAAAAUGAGGGGAGACAGAUCGAAAGAAGGACUCGUGUAUUGCAAUCUUGGCAACACCCAUCAAAGUGUGGGAGAUUUCAAGAUAGCUAUAGACUACCAUGAACGUCACCUGAAAAUUGCAAUAGAACUGGGAGACAAGAUGGGAGAGGGAGGGGCGUAUAGCAAUCUUGGCAUUGCCCAUUUUUGUCUGGGAGAUUUUAAGACAGCCGUAGACUUCCAUGAACUUCACCUGAAAAUUGCAAAAGAACUGGGUGACACAUCGGGAGAAGGAAAUGCUUACGGCAACCUAGGCAACGCUUACCGCAGUCUGUGCGAUUUUAAAACAGCCAUAGACUACCAUGAACGUCAUUUGAAAAUUUCUAAAGAACUGGGUGACAGAUCUGGAGAAGGUAGAGCGUAUGCCGGUCUAGGCAGUGCCCACCGCAGUUUGGGAGAUUUUAAAACAGCCAUAGAAUACCAUGAACGUCACCUGAAGAUCGCGAAAGAUAUGGGCCACCGAUCAGAAGAAGGACUGACGUAUGGCAAUCUUGGCGUCGACUAUCAAAUGUUAGGAGAUUUUAAAACAGCCAUAAACUAUCUUAACCGUCGCCUGAAAAUUGCGAAGGAAGUGGGUGACAGAUCGGGAGAAGGGAAGGCACAUUGUAAUCUUGGCAGCGCCUAUUCAAGGUUGAAAGAAUUUGAAACAGCUAUACCCCACUUUGCGCAUAACCUAAAAAUUGUGAAAGAACUGGGUGAAAAAUCGGGAGAGGGAUCGGCUUAUGGCAAUCUUGGCAACAUCCAUUACAGUCUGGGAGAUUUUAAAACAGCCAUUGACUAUCAUAGGCGGCAACUGAAAAUUUCAAAAGAAUUGGGUGACAAAGCGGAAGAAGGAAAGGCGUAUUGUAAUCUUGGCAACGCCCAUUGCCAACUCAGAGAUUUUGAAACAGCCAUAUCCUACCAUGAAAGUCAACUGAAAAUUUCAAAAGAACUGGGAGAUACUUUGGGAGAGGGAAUAGCGUGUUCGAAUCUUGGUGGUGACUUUGAAUAUAAAGGCCAAGUUUCACAGGCUAUCGGAUACUAUCAACGCAGUAUCACCUUGUUGAAUAAAGUCAGAGAUCGUCUUCAGUUGAACGACGACUGGAAAAUUAGCUUACGCGAUCAAUACCAGACAACAUACGCUGCACUUUGGCGUCUGUUGUUGGCCGAUAACAAAGUUUCAGAGGCUUUGCUUUCUGCAGAGCAAGGACGGGCACAAGGUCUAAAAGACCUCAUGGCAUUCAGUUACGGUUUACACGUGAAUGAUCCUGAAUCAGGUCCAGAAAACAGUACGUUUCAAGAACUAUCCAGUUGCAUUCCUCUGAAUACAAUAUUUAUGGCGUUUGGAAAGGACGAAUUAGUUUUCUGGGUUUGUCAGCAAGGUAAAGAGUUUCAAAUAAGAAGACGGCAAAUCAGUUCGCAAGAUGAAGUCAGCGCUUUCUUUGCGUCUCUUGUAAACAUAAUGGGUCAGGAAACUGGUGCGCAAGAUUUUGUGGAAUGCGAAGAUCGCUCGCUCAAAUUGGCGAGUGAUGCAAGACUGGCUGCUAAAAGUUCGACUCGUGAUGGUAGGAAAAGCCAUCACGUACACCUUCAAAAAGAUGCUUUGAGUACAUUGUAUGAUAUUAUCAUUGGACCUAUUCAAAAUCUCUUAGUUGUGGGAAGUGAACUGAUAUUCGUCCCGGAAGGUCCGCUUUUCUUGGCUCCUUUUGCUGCAUUCAAGGGUCCAAAUUCCAAACACCUCUGUGAAUCAUUCAGAAUUCGCCUGAUUCCAUCUCUCACCAGCUUGAAAAUAAUUGGGGAUUGUCCGGUAGAUCACCACUGUAAGUCCGGCGUGCUUCUUGUUGGUGACCCGUGGGUGCAAGAAGUAGCAGAGCUAAAGCAGUUGCCAUUUGCCAAAGAGGAAGUAGAGAUGAUUGGUGAAAUGCUUGGUUGUACGCCUCUUAUUGGAAGACAAGCCACAAAGUAUGCGGUAUUAAGACGAAUCGGUUCGGUUGCUUUGGUCCACAUUGCUGCACACGGCUGCAUGGACACAGGCGAAAUUGCCUUGGCGCCAGAUGAUGCUAAGAUGGAUUUCAUUUUGACAAUGAGGGAUGUACUGCGUGUUAAAAUGCGUGCGAAACUGGUUGUACUCAGCUGUUGUCAUAGUGCUCAAGGAGAAAUCAAAGCAGACGGUGUAGUUGGCAUAGCAAGGGCAUUUUUGGGUGCUGGUGCUCGUUCUGUUCUGGUGUCGUUAUGGGCGAUUGACGACAAGGCCACUCUUGAGUUUAUGAAAAAUUUCUAUCAACUUCUUGUGAAAGGAAAAAGUGUUAGUGAAGCCUUAAACCAAGCAAUGAACUGCAUGAGAGAAUCUGAGGAAUUUGGUGUAGUCAAGUACUGGGCACCGUUUGUGCUCAUUGGCGAUGACGUCACAUUAGAAUUGUCAGGAUACAAAUAAAUUUCCUUAAAGGUAAAGGUUAUUUUGUUUUUGAAAACACUCGUAUACUACACGGACAGCGUUUUGUACAGUAUUUUUCCACCCACUAUAACUCCGUAAUACGUUACGCUAACAAAAUAGAAGGCUUAUGUUUGGCAUUUCUAUCAUAGAGAGUUUAUUUUUUAAAUUUGUUUUUGUGCUCAUAAACUUGAUAAGCAUUUUUGAAACGGCGACUGGAGUUAAUUCGCAUUACCUUUGUAAAUCAUUACUUAAAAAACAGGUUAGUUUUUUUUUUAUAAUUUACCAAUAUAGAUCAUUGUCGUUAAGCACUAUAUUCAAACUUGAUAAAGCGUACCAACACAUAUUCUAUUAUUGAAUCGAUUACCUUUAGUCUUUCCAUUGCAGUAUGCAUAAUAUGUGGUUAAUUUCAAACUGAAACUACUCAGAAUCAGAUCAUUCUUUUGUUUGGAUAAAAUCUUCCUGAAAUUUGUCGUGCUUUGUGUGCAUUCUCACGCCAGUGCCGCUCGGCUUUAUUUGUAACAAGUGCUCUGGGAACGGAAAUGUGCGAUUUUUACUCCUCAUUACACUGGCAACAGCAAUGACUAAUCAAUCCGUCUAUGGAAUCUAAUCAAGUUUGCUUGACAAGAUUUUACCUUGACAGUGAAUUAUUCGUUUCUUUUGUUUCUUGUAGCAAAACAGGCUCAUACACUCCGGCUAGGUUUAAGGCGUUUUAUUGAGCUCCUUUUAAUUGAGUCAAGUUCCGUGGGGGAGCUUACUCCCUAUAAUGACCUUUACGGGGAGGCUCCGCCAGGAAGGAAUACCUUUUUUAAGAUUCAGGUACAUGAGCUUAAACGAAGUUAGGGAUUUCACUAGUUGAAGUACAUGAAAGGGUUGGGAAAUCUGUUAUUUCGGUCUGUAAAAAGGCCCAAAAUGGCUAACAGAUGUAAUUUAUGGCUGUGAAAAAAGAGAACACCUUCUGAUUAUGCGGGAUAUAUUCAUAUUUUUUAAAGACAGUUCAUUUACAGCAGUUUAAAUAGAUGCAAAGUUCUAAACUUGGUAUGUGAAAGGGGGACCAUUUGUCAAGGUAUAAAAUAUGGUAUUUAAGACAUAUAAAAGGCUCAGGGGCUGUACCUUUGGGCGGAGCCUCCCUGUAUAAAUUUUCGUUGAAUACCCUCCGGGACUUUACAUAUCAGUUCCGUAAGCUAUAUUUUGAAAGACGUUUUAGCCUGAGAAAACAGCCGACAUUCAGGGCGACGCUACCACUGGUUUCCCCGCCAAAUGACGUCUGAGGAACGAGUGCAGAAAUUCCAUAUUGAUGACUCGUCACUAGCCGGAUCUGGGUCUGGGUAGUGCUUCUGAUUUGUUAAAUAAUAAUUCAGUUAAUAUAGCGCCUUUUAACAUUAAAAUGAUCAAAAUCAAACUUUCCACGCGGUACAACCAAUCAGAAGCACUACCCAGAUCUCAAGCUACCCCCGUUUGAAAGGUCAUUCUUAGUUUUUUAAUGAACGCAAACAUCGCCUUUCACAAUGUUUGGCAUUCAUAUGGUCAGUAAAAAAUGUAUUGUCGAAUAUCGUCUUGUUUAGUUUUGAAAUUACUAUUUUGGGGUAAGAUAUAUUAGUUUUGUAAUCUGAAGCUGUUAAACAUUUAAGAUUUAUCAUAAGCUAUCUUAGUUUGAAAAUCUUCGUGAAAUCGACUCUUUCACCCCGGUUAAAAGUUCCUUUGUAGUUGUUUUUCAUUGUUUUAAUUACGGGCCAAACUUUAAAAUUUGCCGGUGCUUCAGGAUACAGGACGUGGAACGUCACCUUAUAUUGGAGUACACGGAGUAUUUAAAUUUAGAUCAUCGAUGGCCAGAGACGUUGAGCAUUAAAAGGUAAACAUGCCGUUUGUCUUUUUGUCUUGUAGUUGCUGAGGAAAAGACCCGGGAAAAGAUCUGAAUACAGCAAUUGAAAAGAUCAUAACCAAACAUCCCCUUUAGCUGGUUACUCGACAGAGGGCAUUGGCUUCGUUUACUUUUCAUGUGGCAAAGGAAAAAAUGACGUGUUUCCCUAUAUUGUGAAAUCGACAAUGGAGUUGCUUAACCGAAUUUGCCGCUGUGUUUCUGCAACGGUGUCACGUGUUUCCGCUACGCUUAAGUUUACGGAUUCUUGAUUGAACGUCAGUUAAAUAACUAUCUAUAAAACUAUUAAUUUUAUUGCUAUACUUAAGACUUAGACAGUAUGUUAAUAAUUUUUUGCCCUUUAUCAAAAGUUGAUUAAUUCCGUGGAAGAAUCUGUAAAUAGCUAUUUAUUCUUUUAUCAAUUAUUUUAAUUCCGCCUCGUCUAAUACAUAUAUGUCUACCUUUGAUAUAAGUUUUAUUUGAAUAAACGACCUGUGCGAGCUAUUACCAUCUCAGACUAUAGAGUAUAGAGCACAUUCUACCCCCGGGGGGUACUCCUGGGAAUUCUUGGAGGGGUGUGCCGCUCGGUUCUUCAAAUCCUGACCCUAUUUCAGACUAAAAAUUGUAAUUUUCAGACCAGACCUCUAAAAUCCAUACCCGAUUUCAGACCUGGCCCUUAGGCAGAAAUUAUGUUGUAGAGCGCAAACAAAAAAAUUCUUCAAAUCCAUUUCGAAUUCACAUAUUUUCUCUCUUUCUUACUCAUUUGGAAUUGAAACGAUAAAUACGUUCAUACAAUCCCGUGGUUCCCUCGAAAACCAUACCAGAUUCGGGCAAAAUGUACACCCGUUUUCAGACCAAAAGGGCGCAAAAACCCUACCUGAUGGGGCGGCACAUACCUAUAUAGCUUAUAUAAGGGAGUACCCCCCGGGACAUUCUGCUCCCUUGUUCGUUCAACUGGACGUGAUUUACAUUUAUUUUUGGCAAUUUUCAGUAUUUUUGCAAAACAUCUUAGCUUACCAUGCAGAUACCUCAAGUUAAGCAGACAAGCUCGACAUGCAACUGAGAAAUUGAGAAAGUAUGAUCAGUGAAGUAAAACAAACAAAAUACUGUUCAUUUUUCAACAAUAGACUUUAUUCCAAUUGCCACCAUCUUUGUACUUACUGCGUUAGGAUUGUUGGGAUAAAUAGCUAUCUCGUGAUUUCUCAGGGGGGUAAACAAGUGAAAGAAGCUGUUAAUACAAAAAACCGCGGUCGAGUUUGUCCAUUCUAAAGAACAGAAAAUGAAGAACAUUUAUCUUAAAGACGAUAAUGGCAAAUUAUGGGUGGAAGUGAUCAUAGUAGAUGUCCUCACAGCAAGCAAUAAAU
Molecule: messenger RNA, 10232 nt
Organism: Porites lobata
Lineage: Eukaryota; Metazoa; Cnidaria; Anthozoa; Scleractinia; Poritidae
Source: the annotation of a GenBank genome assembly